CUAUAACAAACGCACUCUCUUCCGUAGUGAUCGAGGUAGCGGAGUCUCACUUUUAAUCAUCUCUUUCAGCUGUGGAACCGUUGAUUCAGUUGCUUUGACAACACUUACCUUCAAUUGCGAUGGACUUGUAGGUCGAUAUGUGAACAUCUUCUUGCCGGGACUGGAUAACACCUUGACCCUGUGCGAGGUUGAGAUAUUUGCAUCAAAAAGUCCUUAUAUCCAUAUCCCGUUAGAAAAUGACACGAGAGCCACGUCCGCACCUGAUACGAAAGCGCACACUCCCGUCCAAAACCCGCCCGUAAAGGGAACGAAACUCCCGCCAAUAUCUGGAACGAAAAUCCCGUCCGCAAUGGAAACGACCACCCAGUCCGCAGAGGGAACGACGCCCGAGUCCGCAGAGGGAAAGGAAAUACCGCCCAAACCUGGAACGAAUAUCCCGCCAACAACCGUAAGGAAUCUUUCGUUCGGAACUGGAACACAUCUACUGUCUGGAGCUGGAACAGGUAGGCUCAACGCCCCGCUAAUGCUGUGGUUAUAGACAUUGAGGCACCCUCAGCUACGAAAUCUCUCAUUGAUACUGUUUCUGGACGGAUGGAAUCAUGUUAGCCCCAGUUUUCCUAACAUCUGGUUAAAACAAAUCCUCAGCAUCUCCUUCCUAAUGGUAUGUCCUUUUAUUCUGCAUCUGUGCGCUCUGAUGCUAAACUCUCACACUACUGGAGACAUGCUUCCUACAUUUACACUAUCCAGACCUUCCACUGCACGAUGUUUCAAUGAUAUACCCAAUGAUCCAUUACUACUCCAGCGAAUACACGGUACGGACAAGUCAACAGAUCUCCAUAUGUUAUAUCAAUCAUCCCUGGUAAUCUGUUAAUCCUCCGCUGGACCCUCUACAAUGCCAGCACAUCCGUCCUCGGAUAUGGGGACCAAAACAGUUCACAGUAUUCCAAAUGCGCUCUGCCCAGUGCCUUAUAAAGCCUCUGUAUUUGACCCCUGCUUUUAAAUUAUAGCUCUCUGGAUAUAAAUGCUAACAUUGAAUUUGCAUUCCUGAACACCGGUUCAAAUUGCAAAUUAACCUUUUGGGAAUCCAGCACCAGCAACCCCAAGUCCAUUUGUACCUCCGAUUUCUGAAUCUCUCCUACAUUGAAAAACACUGCACUUUUAUUUAUUUUUCCAAUUUGCACUCACUUUGUUAUGCUGUCUUCCAUCUGCGACUUAUUUGCCUCUCUCCCAACUCGCCCAGGCCAUUCUACAGAUUCGCUGCUUCCACUGCAUGACCUGGCCUCCAGUUAUCUUUGUAUUAUCCGCAACAUUAAGUUGGGAUAAUGCUUAAUAUCCUAACAUAAGCAUUAAUUCCAUCAUUCACAUCAUUGAUAUACCAUGUGCAAAGUGCCGGACCUAACACAACACCUUGUGAACAACGCCACUCACUGGCAACCAACCAGAAAAAUAAACAUGAUUCCGUCGCUUUGCCUUCCAUACAGCCAACCUGAUAUCCAUGCUGGUCAUCCCUUGAGUUGUAGUGCAAUCUGGAUAUUUUAACCCGCCUCAGCGCGGUUCUCAGAUCACUGUUCUCUCGUUCAAUUCCUAUAAUGCUAUAACACCAUUUUAUACAAUCUAUUGUUUUAUUUCUAAUUUACCUGUUGUUCGUGUGUACGGCUCAUUGCACUAACAUUAUGUACAAUACAAAUAAGUGUUUACACUACAUCUCGCUUCAGUUGACCACACUAAAUCAGAACGAAUGUCAAUCAAAUAUACUGAUGACCCAACUACUGAUAGCAGGACAACAUCCAUUGGUAUUAGAUCUCCCCCUUUCGGCUCAGUGAGGUGUUUUCCACCAAACAGAAAACGUGGCGCUCGGAAUGAGUGCGACCCAGUCCAGCAUAGAUGAGGGGGCAGUUGCUGAACGAGCCAAUGACGGGACCAUCGACACCGACUUCACGCAUGGUUCAUGCGCGCGCACCAUUAAAUCGAAGAACCCUUGGUGGAGAGUCGAUCUAAAGGAAAGCUACAGCGUGUCAGAUGUAAGAAUCACCAACAGAGCAGACUGCUGCUCGGACCAGCUCCUAGGAGCCGAGAUCCACAUCGGGGACUCGCUGGAGAACGAUGGCAAUUCCAACACACGCUGUGGAAUCGUGGAUUCAGUUGCUGGGACGACGUUGACCUUCAAUUGCGGUGGAAUUGUCGGUCAAUAUGUGAACAUCGUCAUCCCAGGCCCGGAUAAAAUUUUAACCCUGUGCGAGGUUGAGAUAUUUGGCUCAGAACUCCCGCACUUCCAUGGAAAAGAAAAUCUGGCGUUCGGAGCCAGUCCGAUCCAAUCCAGCACGGAUGAAGGGGCAGUUGCUGAGCGAGCCAAUGACGGUAACAGCGACAGCGACUUCAGGCAUGGUUCAUGCUCGCGCACCAGAAAAUCGAAGAACCCUUGGUGGAGAGUCGAUCUAAAUGAAACCCACCUCAUAUCAGAUAUAAGAAUCACCAACAGAGCAGACUGCUGCUCGGACCAACUCCAAGGGGCCGAGAUUCGCAUCGGGGACUCGCUAGAGCACGAUGGCAAUUUCAACAGACUGUAAGUAUUCAUAAGCAACCGCCUAAUCUAUCCAUCUUCGGUGCCUUCUACGAAUUAUACUGUUACUGGAACAAUAAUAACAUGAGUGGAUAAAAAAGAGAGAUGCAGCAGGUUAUGAAUGGUUUCGCUGCGGGUUAAAUACAAAAUGUCUUCCUCUACUCCGGGUGCGUGAGACAAUGAUACAGAGCCGUAGUCCACUAAUCCAAUGGCACGAGGUGCUGCCGUAUCGCUUUAGCGACGCGGGUUCAUAAAAGGAGGUGCAUAAAUCUGUAAUUGAAGUCAAUUCAAGUUAAGUAAUACUGAACCACCAGAUUGCAGUGACAAUGUUCAGGUAACCAAUGCCAAUGAAUGUGGCUCAUGUAGGCUCGAUCCACUCAGCGCUAUCUGUGUGUCCGAACGAACUGCAGAUGCAGAUUUAAACCGAAGAUAUACACAAAAACUGGAGUAACGGCGGGUUGGACAGGAGCUAUGGAGAAAAUGAAUAGCUGACGUUUCGGGUCGAGUCCAGUCUGAAGAAGGGUCUCAACCCGAAACACCACCUAUUCCUUUUCGCCAGAAAUGUUGCCUGACCCGCAAGGCCUCCUGUGUAUCCGGAACCUUUCCGGUUCCUAGCCAUCCGUUCGGAACACGAGCAAGUGGAUACGAUUUCAGCUAUUGCCGCGAGAGCCCCGCAUAUCCGCGGAACGUGUCAGUACACCAGCACAGGCCAAUGAUAACAUUUGAAACGCUUCAUCAUAUGCGCGAUCGAGACAGUGGAGCCUUAAAUCCCUCAUAUGUUUUAGCUGUGGAAUCGUUGAUUCGGUUUCUUGGAAGACAUUGACCUUCUAUUGCGGUGGAAUUGUCGGUCGAUAUGUGAACGUCAUCAUCCCAGGCCCGGAUAAAACGUUAACCCUGUGCGAGGUGGAGAUAUUUGGUUCAGAACUCCCGUACUUACAUGGAAAAGGUAGGCUGAACGUCCCGAAGAGGCUCUGGUUUAACACAGCCGUACAACUUAGUGGAGCGAUUCUCCCGCUGAUAACGUCUGAGGAUAACUUCCUUAUUGAAGCCCAGUACCAUCUCUCCCAAAGCUCUGCUCUUUCCUAUUCGUAGUUUAGUCACCGAUAUUGGACCCUCGUUGUGUCCGAACAUGAGCCACAGUGCGUGUUCAUGAAAUCCCUGAGACACUCUGUGCACACGCUCUCAUCCAUUUCGUCAGGAGACCUUAUGCUUAUAAACACCAGCUACACACCAAACAAUUACACACUUAAUGAAGAGUAUCACCUUGCUAUCAUAGACUUAACCUAAGUAGUUGUAAAUCCCAAUAUUUUAUCCCCUCAGUAGGUAUGUUGCAAAGCCUACCUGAAACGUCGCUGAAAAUCUGGCGCUGCGGAUGUGCGCGAUUUUAGCGACGUUUUAAGGGGGCGGGUUUAAAACGCGAUUUUCACUAGGCUGUUCCAAUCGAAGAUGUUCAGCCUAGUAAAUCAUUAACGAAAAAUCGCUGAAAGACCCCGUCGCAAAAGGUAUAAUUAGUUUUUAUGGCCUUGUAUAAUAGUUAUAAUAGUUUAAACAUCACUCUCUAAACCCGCGACCUCACGCAACCACAGGGCCGCAUGGAGCUGUAUACAGAAGGUAUAUAGCUUAUUUUUACAUUAAAAGGGGCUUCUUAAGAACCUUUUAUACAAAGUUUACUAUUGCGAGUAGCUAAUUUUGGGCUCUUUAUAUCCCGCAGUAUUUUUCUGGGCAUUUGGGGGUACAAAUCUAGCGCAAUGUGAACGUUCUAAACCAGCGCGUUCACAGGAUCCCACUAGAAAGCUGAUUUAAAUGGACUUUAAUUUACAGCAAUUGAACACUAAAUUCCUUCCAUUUGGCCUAUAAAUUAAUGCAAAUGAGAUUGAAAAAUCAUGUUUUAUUGUGAAUUAUUCAUGAAUAUUAUUUGGACACUUGGGCUAUUUAAAAAUGUUAAUCAUUUAUUAAGGAAUGGA
This is a messenger RNA of Leucoraja erinaceus (little skate), 4524 nucleotides long. Its product is annotated as fucolectin-1-like. The transcript is spliced from 3 exons. Bases 1860 to 2567 code for a protein of 235 amino acids. Lineage: Eukaryota; Metazoa; Chordata; Chondrichthyes; Rajiformes; Rajidae. The record is from RefSeq and is a predicted model, not a curated record.